This is a messenger RNA of Perognathus longimembris pacificus (Pacific pocket mouse), 4540 nucleotides long. RefSeq names its product DNA topoisomerase III alpha (gene Top3a). Gene Ontology annotation, biological process: DNA topological change. The coding region runs from base 93 to 3104 and encodes 1003 amino acids. The record is from RefSeq and is a predicted model, not a curated record. Gene Ontology annotation, cellular component: chromosome; nucleus. Gene Ontology annotation, molecular function: zinc ion binding; DNA binding; DNA topoisomerase type I (single strand cut, ATP-independent) activity. Lineage: Eukaryota; Metazoa; Chordata; Mammalia; Rodentia; Heteromyidae. The transcript is spliced from 19 exons.
CCCUUACAGUGCACGCCAGAAGAGCCUGGUUCUGGCUUUUCCAGCAUGCGCGGGCAUCCAGAGAGCAGCGGCUGCCCGCUCCGGGCCUAGGCAUGAUUUUCCGGGUCGCCCGCUUCGCGCUCCCCUGGCUGCGGCCGUCUGGAAGCCGUGCCUUGUCCCGCGCCGCCAUGGAAGUGGCCCUCCGAGGCGUUCGGAAAGCCCUCUGUGUGGCCGAGAAGAACGACGCGGCCAAGGGCAUCGCCGACUUGCUGUCCAACGGUCGUAUGAGGCGGAGAGAAGGACUUUCUAAAUUCAACAAGAUCUAUGAAUUUGAUUAUCAUCUAUUUGGCCAGAAUGUUACCAUGGUAAUGACCUCAGUUUCUGGACAUUUGCUGGCUCAUGAUUUCCAGAUGCAGUUUCGAAAAUGGCAGAGCUGCAACCCACUUGUCCUCUUUGAAGCAGAAAUUGAAAAGUACUGCCCGGACAAUUUUGUAGACAUCAAGAAAACUCUAGAACGAGAGAUAAAGCAGUGCCAGGCCCUAGUGAUCUGGACUGACUGUGACAGAGAAGGUGAAAACAUUGGGUUUGAGAUUAUCCAUGUGUGCAAAGCUGUGAAGCCCAGUCUACAGGUGUUGAGAGCUCGUUUCUCUGAGAUCACACCCCGUGCUGUCAGGAGGGCCUGUGAAAACCUCACUGAGCCUGAUCAGAAAGUGAGUGAUGCUGUGGAUGUGAGGCAAGAGCUAGACCUGAGGAUUGGAGCUGCCUUCACUAGGUUCCAGACCCUACGGCUUCAGAAGAUUUUUCCUGAGGUACUGGCAGAGCAGCUUAUCAGCUAUGGCAGCUGCCAAUUCCCAACACUGGGGUUCGUGGUAGAGAGGUUCAAAGCCAUUCAGACUUUUGUACCAGAAAUCUUUCACAGAAUUAAAGUAACUCAUGAUCACAGAGAUGGUACUGUAGAAUUCAACUGGAAAAGGCAUCGUCUCUUUAACCACACAGCUUGUCUUGUCCUCUACCAGUUAUGUAUGGAGGAUCCCAUGGCAACUGUGGUGGAGGUAAAGUCUAAGCCAAAGAGCAAGUGGAGGCCUCAAGCAUUGGACACUGUGGAGCUGGAGAAACUGGCUUCUCGCAAGUUGAGAAUAAAUGCUAAAGAAACUAUGCGGAUUGCUGAAAAGCUCUAUACUCAAGGGUACAUCAGCUAUCCCCGAACAGAAACGAACAUUUUUCCCAAAGACUUAAACCUGAUGGCACUGGUAGAACAGCAGACUUCUGAUCCACACUGGGGGGCCUUUGCCCAAAGCAUUCUGGAGAGGGGUGGCCCCAACCCACGCAAUGGGAACAAGUCUGACCAAGCUCAUCCUCCUAUUCACCCCACCAAAUACACCAGCAACUUACAGGGAGAUGAACGAAGACUGUAUGAGUUCAUUGUUCGCCAUUUUCUGGCUUGCUGCUCCCAGGAUGCUCAGGGGCAGGAAACCACUGUGGAGAUAGACAUUGCUCAGGAACGCUUUGUGGCCCAUGGCCUCAUAAUCCUGGCCCGAAACUACCUGGAUGUAUAUCCAUAUGAUCACUGGAGUGACAAGCUCCUUCCUCUCUAUGAGCAAGGCUCCCGCUUUCAGCCCAGUACUGUGGAGAUGGUGGAUGGAGAGACCAGUCCCCCGCAGCUGCUUACUGAGGCUGACCUCAUCGCCCUCAUGGAGAAGCAUGGCAUCGGUACUGAUGCCACUCACGCAGAACACAUUGAAACCAUCAAAGCCCGGAUGUAUGUGGGGCUCACCUCAGACAAGCGAUUCCUCCCUGGUCACCUGGGCAUGGGACUUGUGGAAGGUUAUGAUUCUAUGGGCUAUGAGAUGUCUAAACCUGACCUCCGGGCUGAGCUGGAAGCUGAUCUGAAGUUGAUCUGUGAGGGCAAGAAGGACAAAUCUGUGGUUUUAAGGCAGCAAGUUCAGAAAUAUAAGCAGGUUUUCAUUGAAGCAGUGGCUAAGGCAAAGAAAUUGGACGAGGCCUUGUCCCAGUACUUUGGGGAAAGGGCAGAGGUGGCGCAGCAAGAAGAGAUCUACCCAGCCAUGCCAGAGCCCAUCCGGAAGUGCCCACAAUGCAACAGAGACAUGGUUCUCAAGACCAAGAAGAGUGGCGGGUUCUUCCUCAGCUGCACAGGUUUCCCUGAAUGUCGAUCAGCUAUUUGGUUUCCUGACUCAGUGCUGGAGGCCAGCAGGGAUGGCAGCGUGUGUUCGGUUUGCCAGCCGUCCCCUGUAUACAGGUUGAAAUUAAAAUUUAAGCGUGGCAGCCUUCCACCAACCAUGCCCCUUGAAUUUGUGGGCUGCAUUGGUGGAUGUGAUGAGACACUGAAGGAGAUCUUGGACCUGAAAUUUUCACGAGGUGCCCCCAGAGCAAACCAGUCCUCUGGCCUCCUUCAGGCAAGCCAGGUUCUGAACAGGAUGGACAGCAGCCAACAAAGCCACCCCCAGCUCCGUAGCAGCCGACAAACUGGACCCUCAAUGCCUGUGCUCCAGACCCUCCAACCACCCACUGGCACUGGUGAAAGCAACUCUGUGACCUGCAACUGUGGCCAGGAGGCCAUGCUGCUCACUGUCCGGAAGGAAGGCCCUAACCAGGGCCGGCAGUUCUACAAGUGCAACAGUGGUGGCUGCAACUUUUUCCUGUGGGCUGACAGCAGCCCUCAGUCAGGAGGAGGACUCCCCGCCCCUGCCUCAAGACCUCCAGGAAGCUCCAUGGGACGCCUGCUAGGCCCAGGCAACCAACCAGGUGGUUUUGGUAACCCUAGUGAUGGAAGUGGUGAUAGCACCUCCUGCCUAUGCAGCCAGCCUGCUGUGACACGGACUGUGCAGAAAGAUGGACCCAACAAAGGGCGCCAGUUCCAUACAUGUGCCAAGCCACGAGAGCAGCAGUGUGGCUUCUUUCAGUGGGCCGAUGAGAACAUGGCACCAGGGCCUUUUGCAGCUCUACCCUGGCCAGGGGGUGGAGGAAGAACUCAGGGGCCAGAAACCAAGAGCAAAAGAGCCAGAGCCAAUUCCUCAGAUGUGGGGUCCAUGACAAAGAAGCCCCGGAAAUGUAGCCUUUGCCACCAGCCUGGACAUACCAGACCCUUCUGUCCUCAGAACAGAUGAGGGCGGCAGGGUAGAGACUCAUUUGCACACCUGGAGAUGAGCUGAGACCUCCUAGAAAACAAGAGAAGUGUUGGGUUUUGGACUUGGGCUUUCCUUUGUUGAACACAAAGCACACCUCUAUGGGGAAAGCUAGCAUUGUGAGACAGUAGCCAUCUUUCCGGGGUGCAAGAAUGACCCCUGAGCUACUGCAUUGCUGAAAAGGCAGGGACUAGGCCCUCCUUUGGACAAUGGCUGUUAGCAUGUGAUGGCAAACCAUGUGUGUCUAUGGGUGUCCUGCUGUGGACUGCUGUGCUGUCAGACCAGAUGCUUGCAGGGCUUCCUUCACCUGUGGGGAGCCCCCAUGUGCAGGGGCAAGCACUCUUGGCACAGCCUCUGGGUAGCCUGGAUGAGUUUCUCUGAAGCCAUCCCAGGAGGAGCAUGGAGUCCCAGGAGCGGCUCUUCUCCCACACCUGCAGAAGCUUCAUUCCCGCCUCCUGUGGAAGCCACAUCCCUGGUGCCUUAGUGAACUCCCAGCUGGUGUCUGUGCAGAGGGAAGACAACUUUUCUCUGCUUCAUUCUGCUGUGUGAGCUGCUCCACUGUAAUAGACCAAAGCUUUUGGAGCCAGAUGCCCAUCUGCCCUCACAAAAUGCUGCAUGACAAGGACUCAGCGUCUAAACAUCCUGGAAUUAGCCAUGGUGGCUACAGUUCAAGAUCUCACCCUUGACAGGGUCAGUCGUCAGCCUGAAGAGGAGAGGAAGCUUCACCCUCCAUGAGACAUGAGUAACAACAGGCGCAGGACACCACAUGUGUCAAUCAGAAUCUCACCUAAUGAAUCCAACAGGCAGAUACAUAUAAGCAUAUUUUUAAUGGGCAAAAAGUGACAGCACAGAUGCCAGAGGAGCUUAAUUUUAAGGCUCUCACCAGCUGUCCUGGGCAGCUCUGGCAGCCUAGCAGCACUUCUUCCCCGUGUGGGGAACACUGAGUUCAGCUUGUCUCCACUGUCUCCUUGUAGAGAAGAGAUACUAGUGCAGUAUUGUGUGCACAACUUGCCAUCCUCUACUUUGCAGAAAUGGCUUCACAAAAACCCAGAGAACAGCUCAGCUUUAUUGACUCUAGUUUGUUGUUGAGAAUAGAAGUAAAAAGAGGUGUGAACUGCCUGGUCGCUUUAUUAGCAAAGAAAAACAUUCUCAGUUGGGGCUGCAGGAACUUACCUUCAGUUAGACCAGGUUCUCUGAGCAUGGCUGGGUAGCAGGGUUUUUACAACUGUAAUUUCCUGGCAUUGUUACCGGAUCCUCCCAGCCUGGAUGGGUGUGGUCUGGGUUUGGGGUUUUCCCCUUGCCACCAUCAAUCUAUCCACCUACCAUUUGUCUCUGAGAUUACCUAAUCUGGAUAUUUCACAUAAAUGGACUCGUAUGUGACCCCUAUGUCUGGCUUCUUAGUAUAAUGCGAAUAUGUG